AUGCCCCCUCCUUAUCCUUUAAUUGAGUUUUUGCUUGCUCAUACUGGAUUUGCUGAUGUUGCAAAAUUACGACACUUUAAAAUUGAUCAUCAUCUAGUGAUUGCACUUGUUGAGCAAUGGAGACCAGAGACUCACACUUUUCAUCUUUCUGUUAGAGAAUGCACAAUUACACUGGAGGAUGUAGCACUACAGCUUGGUAUAAUGGUGGACGGUAGGUCAGUCACUGCUGAAACAUACUAUGAUUGGGAGGAAAUGUGUGAACAAUAUUUGGGUGUGGUUCCGCCAAAUGGAGAAGCAAUAGUAGGCUAUGCCAUUAAGCUUAAGUGGUUGCAAGAUAAUAUGUCGUGGCUUCCCGCAGAACCAACACAACAACAGUUAGAAACAUAUUGUAGAGCUUACAUUUUGCGGCUAAUUGGUAGGGUUUUAAUGCUAGACAAGACGGGAAAUCAAGUUCAUUUUAUGUACCUCAGUGUGUUGGCUCAUCUCGAACGAGUCAAGCACUAUAGUUGGGGCUAUGCUUGUCUAGCAACAUUGUAUAGGGAAAUGUGUAGGGCCACUAACCCUGAUACCAAAACCAUGGGCGAUUGUGUGUCAUUAUUGCAAUUGGGCAUGGUAUUGCAUGCCCUUCAUUACAGCAAGAGCUAA
Messenger RNA from Glycine soja, 645 nucleotides. RefSeq names its product protein MAIN-LIKE 2-like. The record is from RefSeq and is a predicted model, not a curated record. NCBI's taxonomy places the organism in Eukaryota, Viridiplantae, Streptophyta, Magnoliopsida, Fabales, Fabaceae. The transcript has a single exon. Gene Ontology annotation, biological process: meristem maintenance; meristem development. Bases 1 to 645 code for a protein of 214 amino acids.